AUGCCAGGCUACAAAGCCACUUCUUUGCUGGAAGGCUCAGAGGCUCAGGGCUCAGCCAUAGGAAGGAAGCGAGAGGCCAUCCUGAAGGUGCUGGAGAACCUGACCCCGGAGGAGCUCAAGAAAAAAUAAAAGAAAGAAAAAUUCAAGAUGAAACUGGGGACUGUGCCACUGCGCGAGGGCUUUGAGCGUAUCCCGCGGGGCGCACUCGGGCAGCUAGACAUCGUGGACCUCACCGACCAGCUGGUCGCCUCCUACUACGAGGACUACGCAGUCGAGUUCGUCGUGGCCGUGCUGCUCGACAUGGGCAUGCUGGAGGAGGCGGCACAGCUGCCGCGGGCCGCGCGAGGGCCACUCUGAGCUGGUACGUGAUCUAGGGACCCAACCCCGCUUCCUCGCCAAGGACCCAGGCGUCGGGUCCCGC
Molecule: messenger RNA, 421 nt
Organism: Macaca mulatta (Rhesus monkey)
Lineage: Eukaryota; Metazoa; Chordata; Mammalia; Primates; Cercopithecidae
Gene: PYDC1
Product: pyrin domain containing 1
Source: RefSeq, a predicted model, not a curated record